This is a messenger RNA of Plutella xylostella (diamondback moth), 1831 nucleotides long. RefSeq names its product Apoptosis antagonizing transcription factor (gene Aatf). Gene Ontology annotation, biological process: regulation of transcription by RNA polymerase II. Lineage: Eukaryota; Metazoa; Arthropoda; Insecta; Lepidoptera; Plutellidae. The record is from RefSeq and is a predicted model, not a curated record. Gene Ontology annotation, cellular component: nucleus; nucleolus.
GUCAAAUUGACAGUGACAAAUGUGCAUAUGGGUGGGUGGUGGUGUGCAAAUUGAGGUUAUUUUAGUUUGUUUUGUAUUUUAACUGGAAAUUUAAGCAAGAAACAUGAAGUUCAAGCAAAAAAAGUCCACUAAAAGUCUUUCGGAUAAAAUAGCCGAUGCUCUCACAGUUAAACCAAGGGCUGACAUCGAAGACGACCAUGUUUUCGGAACCAAACCAAAAACUUUAUCACGUGCAGAUUUCUCGUCUUCGGAGAGCGAUGACGACAAUGUUAUUAGUGAUUUUCACAAGCGAAACGUAAACUUGUUGAGUGAAAUUAGUAAAAAAUAUGAGGGUAAAGUGGUGUCCCGAAAAGACCUCGAGAAAGAAGACUCGGAAAGUUCCAUUGAGGAUUCAGACGAAGGUGACCAAGUGACCUCCACACAGUCACCUGUAAAAGGUAAUAAUGGCCUACAAUCUACUGAAAACUCUCAAGAGAGCUCUGGCGAGGACCAAUCAUCUGAGAACCAAGAAAUUACUGAUGAAUCUGAUGAAGAUGAGGAUGGUGAAAGUGAUGAUUACAGUAUAACAAAUAUUCGCAAGCAAAUGCAGAAAUCUAGCGACGAAGAAGGUUCUGGAGACGAAGAAGAAGAUGAUGAUGAUGACGACAAUGAAGGUUACGACAUCAGUCAAAUGGAAGAGCCAAUGGAGGAGCCAAUAGAGCAUUUCAAAAAGCAAAAUGUUUCGGAAGAAGCAAAAAAGGGUGCUUGUGUCCGGAACCAGCUGCUGCUGUGGGAGGGUCUACUGGAGAUGAGGAUCCACCUGCAGCGCUGCAUCAACACCGCCAACCAGAUGCCGAUGCCCGACACAUACACCGAGUUAAUGAAGAACCAGCAAUUUGCAGACGAAGCUUAUGUCACUAAAGCUAAUGUUUCAUCUGCUCUUGACAAGAUGCUAACUCUGCAGAGCAUGCUACUAAAAAGUUUCCCUGAAACAAAAAACAUUGGUCCAGAUACCAAAUUGCAGAAACAGGAAACGGCUAAAUCCACUGAAAGUGAUGAAGAAAUACCCAGUGAUACAGAAGAUGAAGAAAUCCCAAGCGACACGGAGGAAGAUGAAGUUGCUGAAGAGAAGAAAUCAAAACCUAAAGUCCCAUCAAGUACCAAGAAACGGAAGCUAGAAGACUAUGAAAAUGAAAUAUCAAAAUGUCAUAAAGCAUUCAAGACAUUCAGGGAUUCUACUAUUCAAAAAUGGAAUGAGAAGACCAGGGUGGCCACCGCUGCCAACUUAAAGAAUGCACCGACCAACACCAUCCUGCAACAGAUAUCUUACAUCCUGUCUGACAGAAACAAACUCAUCAGACGCACUCAGUUGAAGCGCUCAGAAUACAAUAUUGUUGGCUACAAACACCAACCUAAAGACCAAGAAGACAAGGUUGAGAACGGUGACAUCAACCCAGUCACUCGAGACAGGAGAGAGGCAGAUGAAUAUAUACCUGAGAUAUUUGACGACAAUGACUUCUACCACCAGUUAUUACGGGAGCUUAUUGAGUGCAAGUCAGCUGAUAUAUCUGAUCCUGUGCAGCUGAGCCGGCAAUGGAUCGCCUUGCAGCAAAUGAGGAGUAAAAUGAAACGAAAAGUGGAUACAAAAGCUACUAAGGGAAGAAAGAUCAAAUAUGUAGUGCAUAAUCAAUUGGUGAACUAUAUGGCUCCCGAGAAAUGUACAUCGUGGACAGACGAGGCCACAAAUGAGUUGUACAGCUCUUUGUUUGGCAAAUUAUUUGAAUACAAUAAUGUGGGGCUCAAUGCAAAUCUGGAGAAUGGAAAAUAAAUUAUUGUAAAUAUUAAAUUGUUA